GAUACUACCGCAGUGCUGAGCCGCACACUGCGAAGUCCGCACGGUUGCUUUACGGGCCAACUGACGUUAAGUUUAAUCGGACGUUGUGCUACCUGUCAUCGAGUUCGAAAUUUGAACGAACCACAUCCAGACAUGAGUUAUUUGGAAAAAAUGGACAAAUAUUUGGAUUCCUUAAAAGUUGGUAAAAGCGCUUUAGUGGAUUCCUGGUUCAUGAUGUCCGGUCCAGUGCCCAUAAUGUUAGUGGUGAUCGUAUACUUGAUAGUGAUACGUGUUGGACCCAAGAUCAUGAAGAACCGGCCGCCUUUAAUAAUGAACAAGCUGAUUGCAUAUUACAACGCAGCACAAGUACUUUUAGCAAGUGCAAUUUGUACUAAAGCAUUUAAACUGGAGCUAUUCAAAGACGGAAUACUUUAUGCGGGAUGCCGGUAUCCUCAUUUCAAUCAAAACUCAUCCUUAAUGGAUCUAGGCUGGUGGUAUUUCUUCGCAAAAUUCACUGAAUUGUUGGAUACAGUAUUUUUUGUACUACGAAAAAAAGAAAAACAGAUAACAUUUCUCCACGUCUAUCAUCACGUGAUAAUGGCGUUAUAUUCUUGGAGUUAUUUGAAAUUUGCAGCAGCAGGCGACGGUGCAAUAUUGGCCCUCUUAAAUUCUAUAGUGCAUGUGGUCAUGUAUACUUAUUAUUUGCUAUCUGGUCUCGGACCAAGAUUCCAAAAGUAUCUUUGGUGGAAGAAGUACGUGACUAAAUUACAACUGACGCAAUUCAUUUUGAUGCUCCUGUACUGCGUCUGGACACAUUUCUCACCGCGAUGCCAAUACGCUGCUCCAUUUACUUACUUUAUAUCAGCUAACGUGACAAUCUUUCUUGUACUCUUCUUGAAUUUCUACGCUAAAAGUUACAAAAAUAGAAAAGGCUCUGAGAAGAAAAUUGAAAGUGAUCAAACUACUCGAAAUGGAUUCUCAAGUGGUAUCUGUAAGCCUAAUGGAAUAACACCAGAUAAAUUAGAGGAAAACGGAGUAAGCAAACGUGAUUGCAAGAGUAGUGGAGAAUUAGAAGAAAUUCCCUAUGAAGUUAAUAAAGGAUGUGGUGACUAUACGAAAGACGGAAAAGUUUUUAUGACAAGACGCACAGCUAAAGCUGCUUUCGGUCCAGAGUAUGAUUUCGACAGUAUAAUAGCUAAAUGAUUCGCUUUCAGAGACUAUGGUUAGGAUGGUUCAAUUGAGACUGAUGAUUGUGAUGAACUGAUGAAGCCGGUUUUAAAAUAGAUAUAAGACAUAGGAAAGGAGGGGUAAUUUUAAGUGCUCGUAGGUUUGUACUUAGUUACAAGUAUAAUUUCCAAGUAAGAGCUCUUUCCAUUUGGGUCCAGUAAUGAAUUAUAUUCGUGGAGGAAUACAUUAAAAUUAUAAGUGUAUAAAAUUAUGAUUAGGUAAGAUUGACUGGUUCUUUGGUUCUUAACAGGAAUCUAAGAUAGUGAAUUAUUAUCAGAAAAAUGGCGCGUUAAGUAGAAUUGCUGUCUCUAAAGAUUAACCCCUUAUUCAUAAAAAUAUUAAACCUUAUAAACAUAAAUUUAUUUUAGCUAUUAAAAUAUUUUCUUCCUUUUGUGCAAAAUUUUUAGUUUGAACGAAAAUGGCAAGCAAUGUGGUAGUUAAAAUAAGUUUGUAGAAAGCAUUAGUUUUCAUGAACUAGCGGGUAAAGUUCGGUUAGUUUUUGCCAUUACAUUGAAAAUAUUGUAUAGUAGCAUUGAAUUACGAAUACACGUUAAAUUUGAAAUCCUAAUAUUCGUAGAUUACAAUUAAAUAUUUCCUUCAAUUGAUCUCUGAAGUUAUAAUUGUAUUGGAAAAAAUGGUAUCUAAAUUAUUAAUUUGGUAAAUAUUUUUAAAUUUAAGUCUAAUUUAAUUUGAUCCGUUAGGUUUAUAUUAUUUUCAUUACGGACGUCAGAAAUAAUUUAUAUUUUAUUAUAUAUCUAAAACAUAUAAAGCCCUAUUUAUAAGCUGAUCAUAGAUUUAUUUAGCUUAUUUGGCAUUGUUUUUAAGAUUAUUAAAUUACUAGAGUAAUAUAGCAUUGCUUUAAUUAUUAAACUUGAUUGAUAUGUUAAUUUAUUUUGACAUGUAAUCCAAAUUCACUGCUAAUAACUGGGUUGGAUAAUGAGUAAUAAAAAUCAAUGAAAUUAGAUAAAAUUCGAAAGAGCUCUUGCCCAUGUCUCGUUGUUAUUUGAAUUCCAAAAAUGAUCAAGUUACAGGACAAAUUCUAAAACGUUGGCAUAUCGUAGUUUAUAAUCGCAAAUGAAUUUUACGCUGUUGAAACAAUUUAAACCUUAAAAGUGAGAAUAAACGCUUUACCGGGAAAAAAUAUAUAUAAAUAUUUAUAAUAAUUGCCAAUCGCACAAUUAAUUGUAAUUUAGUUUGUAAGAUUAACUACAUGAAUGCCUUUGCUAUUAACUAUAUAGAAAAAAGCUUAAAAUUUCAAAGUAGAUUUUAAUUUGCAAUGAAAAUUGGAAAAACAUUAAUUUCUUCUUUAAUGAAUUAAUUGCUUGACUAGAACUUUCUCUCUUAGUAAUAUUAAAUAGUUCAAUUAUCUUGUAGUUUGUAUUUAGUAGUACAAUAAUAAUUUACAUUAUUCCCUCCUCGAUUAAAAUCAGUUUAGUUUCUUUUAAUUUUUAGAUUAAAAAAAUCUCUUUUGUGUGAUUUUAAUUAAACUGUUAUUAAUUCAUACUAGUAAUUAUGGCUGUUAAAACUAACUAAAACUUUGUCAUUAUUUUUAUAUUAGUUAUUACUUAUAACUAAUUUUUCUUAUCUUAGUGUAUAAAUUUUUAGAAUCCCAAUUCAUAAUUUGUAAUUUUUUCAAGGAUACUAAUAUAGAGGAUAAUAAGUCACAAUAGUUAUUUGUUCUUAUUUAGUAAUAGGUAUGUCACUAACUAAAUUUCUUAGUUUUGUUUCCAAGUUCUUACUUUGAGGCAAAAUUUUCACGGACACUAAACGUAAAAAUACCAAAAUAUACAUAUUUUUAAUAGUUGUGCUUGGCUGUGUUUCGGUUUGAAGGAUGGGAUAUGGCAGUGAAUUUACAGAGUACAGAACAAUAACACCUGAAUCCUCAAGAGUCUUAGGAAGUAAGGCUUUUAUUAACUUUGAAAAUUCAUCAUCAUCAUUUCAGCCUUUAACUGUCCACUGCUGAACAUAAGCCUUCCUCAUAAGGGGAGUUUUGCCAGUAGACGCCACGCUUGGCAGGCAAGUAGGCAACCGCAGUUAGGCUUUGGGAGAUGUUUUAAGAGGGACACUGCUGCCCAUCUCUCCACUCUAAGUUCUCUUAGUCGCCUCUUACGACACCCACGGGAAAGGAAGGGGGGUGGCCUAUUCUAUGCCGGGACCACAUGGCUAUUUUCAUUAUUUAAUUUUUAAUAUAAUUAUAACUGUUAAGUAUCCGAGAAGAUGUUUUUCAUUAGUUAAAUAAUUGCUUACAAUUCGUUCUCUGUUUACUAUUAUUGAUAUUCGACUAUACUUGUACUAAUCGGACCAACACAAUAUUAAGUUUUAGUGUUAUAUAAUUUUUAAUUCAACAUAUAUCUUUGUAAAAACAAAUUGCGUAAUGACAAAAUAAACAUGUAACAAGAAACUUCAACUAAUAAGUAUUGAAUUGUUUGUGAAAUGGGACGCGUAAAAUAUUGUGAAAUUGUCAGUGUGUUGUGGUGUUACUACCUAGCAACUGUUAUUAUUUUUAAACUGCAUACGCUUUGUAAAUAAAUAGAUUUAAUUCAAAUUUUCAAAAAUUCUACUAAGUUUCUAACGACACCAAAUUACGAU
Messenger RNA from Galleria mellonella (greater wax moth), 3795 nucleotides. Its product is annotated as elongation of very long chain fatty acids protein 7-like. The transcript has 7 exons. Bases 133 to 1182 code for a protein of 349 amino acids. Gene Ontology annotation, cellular component: endoplasmic reticulum membrane. Lineage: Eukaryota; Metazoa; Arthropoda; Insecta; Lepidoptera; Pyralidae. Gene Ontology annotation, biological process: fatty acid elongation, polyunsaturated fatty acid; fatty acid elongation, saturated fatty acid; fatty acid elongation, monounsaturated fatty acid. The record is from RefSeq and is a predicted model, not a curated record. Gene Ontology annotation, molecular function: fatty acid elongase activity.